Coffea eugenioides is the source of this 627-nucleotide messenger RNA. RefSeq names its product probable 2-oxoglutarate-dependent dioxygenase AOP1. Gene Ontology annotation, molecular function: dioxygenase activity. The transcript has 3 exons. Bases 1 to 627 code for a protein of 208 amino acids. The record is from RefSeq and is a predicted model, not a curated record. Lineage: Eukaryota; Viridiplantae; Streptophyta; Magnoliopsida; Gentianales; Rubiaceae.
AUGGAUAACCCAAAGUUGCAAAAACUUCCUGUCAUCAACUUCGGUCAGGAGAAUUUGCAGUAUGGCACAAAAAGCUGGUCCUUGGCACGCAACGAAGUCCGCCACGCUCUUGAAGAAUGCGGUUGCUUUCUUGCUGUGUAUGAUGCAGUUUCUUUCAACUUGAGGGAUUCAGUAUUUUCUGCGCUAGAAAAACUGUUCGAUCUUCCCGUGGAAACAAGAAAGAAGAACACUUCUGAUAGGCUUUUCUUUGGUUAUCUUAGCGACCACCGUGACUCAGCUAUUCGUGAGAGCGUGGAAAUCGAAAAUGCAACCGACAUAGAAGAAGUCAAGAAAUUCUCUAAGCUCAAGUGGCCCCAAGGAAAUGAUGACAAUUUCAGUGGGAUCAUCCAUGAAUAUGCAAAUCUGGUAGCGAAGUUGGAACAGGUGGUGACCCGAAUGGUUUUCGAAAGCUAUGGGGUAGAGAAGCUGAAGUGUGAUUCUCACAUAGAUUCAAUCACGUACUUGCUUCUGCUCAACAGCUACGAGGCGCCUGGAUUGCAGAGAAUGGACACUCGUUUGGCACGUAUAGAUGAUCAUUUAGGCAUUACUCCACCUCAGGGUGGAGCUGCAGAUGAAGAUGACGAUUGA